UCUAACCACACCUACCUAGCAAACGUGUCGUCGAAUGUAACCACAACGAAACUGGAUUUUCAUACUCAAUUCUGAACGCUCACCGCAUGGCCAGUAAUUUAGAAAAGGUUUAGUCAUAUGGAUAACUUAUCUGUUCAUAGUUUUUCGGGAAUAAAACGAUAGGUAUUUGAGAUGAGCGAUACGGAAGGAGAAGGCGGCGGCGAAAUGUCAAAGACCGAGAAAGAUCAGAGCUGGAUACCCAAAAUUAUCAAGAAACGAGUGUGCACAACUUUCGUAGAGGAUUCUUUCAGUAAUGGCAGGCUGUGUCAGUGUGGGGGUACGCGGGACACCCAUGAGUCAGUGGCUCUGGGGGACUAUUUCAGCACAGCCAUCGUCAGCCACUGGGACAGCUCCCAGCAUUCCUCAGAGUACCCCACCGACGCCUUCGGAGAGCUGGAGUUCGCCGGUGCCAGCAAGAGACACAGCAAAUUCCUGCGUCUCUCGUGGGACACCCCUCCUUCCAUCGUCUACACCCUGAUGAUGGCCCACUGGGGGCUACCUCCACCCAACCUGGUGGUGUCAGUGGUGAGCGGGGAGGGGAGAGCAAAGGUCAAGACGUGGGUACGGGAGGUCCUGAGGCAGGGAUUGGUCAAAGCCUCCCAGAGCACAGGAGCGUGGAUACUGACUGGAGGCCUGCGUGAGGGUGUAGGGAGGUGUGUAGGGGAAGCGGUAAGGGACCAUGCCACCGCUGCCUCAUCUGUCUCCCUGAACAAGGUGGUGGCUCUGGGCAUCGCUCCCUGGGGCCUGGUCCACAACCGCCAGCAGCUUGUCAAUCCGCAGGGUAGCUUCCCUGCUAGGUACUACUUCCAGAACACGUCCCGUGACUCAUGUUGCCUGGACAACAACUACCAGGCCUUUCUUCUGGUGGAUGAUGGGAGUGUAGGCCGCAGAGGGGGCGAGGCAGGCUUCAGGGCCAGGCUGGAGGACUAUAUUUCCCAUCAGCGCACAGGCAUCUGGGGCAGUGGAAGCAUUGACAUCCCCGUCCUGUGCAUGCUGAUAUCAGGAGAGACAACCAUGCUGGAGCGGUUGGAUCUCUCUCUGAGGAACUCCAUGCCCUGGCUGGUGCUGGCGGGGUCGGGUGGUGUGGCCGACCUCGUCAGUGACGUCCUGGAGAGCCUAUCGUCUGCGCCCCCUGUCCUGUCCUCCACCGAGGGGGAGGGGGAGGCGGGACCUAGUGUGGACCUUAAAGACAGAGUGGCCGAGAGGGUUAGGAAGCACUUUCCGACCGAAACAGAGAUAGACAAACUGGUAGAACGGGUUCUGAGCAUCUACCUGAACAGGGAUCUGAUCACUGUCUACCACGGAGAGCAGGAGGGACCAGAUGACUUUGACACGGUCUUGCUCAAAGCCUUGGUUGGAGCGAGUAAGCAGCGUGUGUCAAGUGAAGCCAGCCCCUACACUGAGGAGCUGAAGCUGGCGGUUACCUGGAACAGAGUGGACAUCGCCAAGAGUGAGCUCUUCAAUGGAGACAUCCACUGGAGGUACCAGGACUUGGAGGACUCCAUGACGGACGCGUUGGUCAACGACAAGCCACAAUUCGUGCGCCUCUUCACCGAGAACGGACUCAACAUCCUGGACUACCUGACCUAUGGGCGGCUGGAGAGCCUCUACCGCUCGGUGGCCGACAGCUCUCUAGCCUACGUCCUGCUGCAGCGCCGCCUAGGGGAGCGCCAGGGUAUGACAGGCUCGCAGGCCAUGCUGCCGGAUGUCUCUCCCACCAAAGGGUCUGGUGGGCAGCCAGGGGGGCGGCGGCCUGCGAAUAAGUUCAGUUUAUUUGAGGUGUCGAGAGUCCUGGAGGACUUGAUGGGGGAUGUGUGUCAGCCAUUUUACCACUCACCACUGGAACUGGAGAACAUCUCAUCCCAGAGAAAGGCUCUCAGGCGUGUGAGUAAGCUGUUGCGGGGUGACUGUGUGUACCAGGACAGGCGCUGUCUCUUUCCCUGGGCUAGUCUCUUCGUCUGGGCUGUGCUGCAGAACCGCAACGACAUGGCUGUCUUCUUCUGGGAGAUGGCAGGCGAGUCGGUCCUCAGUGCUCUGAGCGGCUGUAAGAUCCUACGGGAGCUGUCCAAGCUGGAGAGCGAGACGGAGACCAAGCUGGCCAUGAAGGAGCUAGCGCAGAGGUUCGAGAACCUGGCUCACGAUGUAUUCAGUAAGUGUUACCAGAGCAGUGAGAGUCGCUCCUUCACCCUGCUGAUCAGGAAGUCUCCCGUAUGGGGAGGGACCACCUGUCUAAAGAUGGGCAUGGCCGCCGAUGCCCGCCUCUUCUUCAGCCACGAUGGAGUACAGUCUCUCCUGUCUCAGAUCUGGUGGGGGGAUAUGAAGAGGAGCACGGAGGUGUGGAAACUCCUCCUCACCUUCUUCUGUCCCGUUCUGAUGUACACCCAGCUCAUCUCCUUCAGGGAAUUGGAGGAGCCGGGGAAGCCUGAUGAGGUUGCACAGGGUAGAGACAAUGACAGCCUUUAUGGAGAAACAAUUUUCUCCUUCUCUGACAUCAAGCACAUUGAACAUCAUACACAGGGUCCUAAUAGUCCCAGAUAUCAUCUAAAAGGCACGCCCGACACCCCACCUAAACGGCCGUUUGUGGUAUCCCGAUGGCGGCAGUUUUGGUUCGCACCCGUCACUUCCUUUUUAGGCAACGUUCUGAUGUACUUCCUGUUCCUUCUGCUGUUUGCCUACGUGCUAUUGGUGGACUUUAAGCCGCCACCCCCGCGAGGCCCCGCUUUCGCCGAGUGUGUGUUGUACUUCUGGGUGUUCACCAUCGUCUGUGAGGAGAUCCGAGAGACGUUCUUAGUGGGCAGCAUGAUGUGGCGUCAGAGGAUGAGGAAGUACAUCCAGGACGUUUGGAACAAGUGUGACCUCACCGCCAUCAUACUCUUCAUAAUAGGCCUCACCUGCAGAAUGUUCCAGUGGUCCUAUGAGUUUGGCCGAGCAGUCCUGUGUGUGGACUACAUGGUCUUCACACUUCAUCUCAUCCACAUCUUCGCCAUUCACAAACAACUGGGGCCAAAGAUCAUCAUCGUCGGCAAGAUGAUGAAGGAUAUCUUCUUCUUCCUCUUCUUCCUGGGUGUGUGGCUUAUGGCAUAUGGGGUGGCCAAUCAAGCACUGCUGUACUCCUAUGACCCUCGCCCCGCCUGGAUCUUCCGGCGCGUGUUCUACAGACCGUACCUGCACAUAUUUGGACAGGUCCCAGUGGAGGAAAUAGAUGUGAGGAAGGAGUGGGACACGGAGUGCACUGACAAUGUGACGCUGAUCGAGGGAGGCGCGGAGCCCUGCAGGAGCCAUUAUGCUAACUGGCUCGUGAUUGUCUUACUGGUCAUCUACCUACUGGUCACCAACAUCCUGCUCAUCAACCUACUCAUCGCCAUGUUCAGUUACACAUUCUCCAAGGUGCAGGGCCAAAGCGACACCUACUGGAAGUUCCAGCGCUACAAUCUGAUUGUGGAGUACCACUCCCGGCCCUCCCUUGCUCCCCCCUUCAUUAUCCUCUCCCAUGUUCACCUAUUUAUCAAGAGAUACAUCCGCAAGGUACCCUCGGUCAAGAUCCUCCAUUUUGUAUUGGAGCUGACGGGGAAAGCAGCUAACAGGUUAAUGACAUGGGAGGCCAUUCAGAAGGAAAACUUCCUGACAGCCCAGAGCAAGAUCCAGAGAGGGAGCGACUCAGAGAGGCUCAAACGGAUGUCAGUCAAGGUGGACAGUGUGCUGAAACAGAUGGCUGAGACAAGGGAUCAUGAUCGCAGACUGAGGGCUCUGGAAUCGGAGUUGGAGUAUUGCUCCAGUGCACUCAGCUGGAUAGUGGAAGCACUCUCACAGAGCAACAUGGUCAAACCCACUCGACCACCGCCAACACUUAGAGAGCCAUUCCCUACCCCCUCCUCUUCCAUCUGAUCCUGUCUUUGUUUACAUGCCAAGCCAUUCAGGGUCACUGAAAGGAAAGUUGAAACGCUGUUUCUUUCCACUUCGGCUGCUUCUUUAUCAACAAGGGACCACUGCUGCCAAUUGUUUUUGUUGGCAUUUUAAAUUGUCUUUAUUCAUUAAGGUUGUGUAUUU
Messenger RNA from Oncorhynchus kisutch (coho salmon), 4086 nucleotides. Its product is annotated as transient receptor potential cation channel subfamily M member 4. Gene Ontology annotation, cellular component: plasma membrane. Bases 172 to 3924 code for a protein of 1250 amino acids. NCBI's taxonomy places the organism in Eukaryota, Metazoa, Chordata, Actinopteri, Salmoniformes, Salmonidae. The record is from RefSeq and is a predicted model, not a curated record. Gene Ontology annotation, biological process: calcium ion transmembrane transport. Gene Ontology annotation, molecular function: calcium-activated cation channel activity; ligand-gated calcium channel activity. The transcript is spliced from 27 exons.